Colossoma macropomum (tambaqui) is the source of this 1726-nucleotide messenger RNA. RefSeq names its product tripartite motif-containing protein 16-like. NCBI's taxonomy places the organism in Eukaryota, Metazoa, Chordata, Actinopteri, Characiformes, Serrasalmidae. The transcript has 6 exons. Gene Ontology annotation, molecular function: zinc ion binding; protein binding. The coding region runs from base 96 to 1661 and encodes 521 amino acids. The record is from RefSeq and is a predicted model, not a curated record.
AGAAACAGAAACUUCAUUCCACAGUGGAGCUGCUGCUGUAUGGAUCUCUGACUGCGCUGGUGUUUCUGUCGUGGUGAUUGUGUAUCUGCAGUAAAAUGGCCAGUGUUUCAGUGGAUCAGUUCAGCUGUCCAGUCUGUCUGGACGUCCUGAAUAAUCCAGUGACCACUCCCUGUGGACACAGCUUCUGUCUGGUGUGUAUUAAUGGCUGCUGGGAUCAGGAGGAUCUGAAGGGGGAGUACAGCUGCCCUCAGUGCAGACACUCCUUCACUCCAAGACCUGUUUUAUCCAAGAACGUGAUGCUUGCUGAAAUGAUGGAGAAGCUGAAGAUCUCAGCACCUGCUGAGUUGGUGGAUUGUGACGCCUGCAUUGGGAGAAAACUCAGAGCCGUCAAGUCCUGCCUGGUGUGUCUGGCCUCGUACUGUGAGACUCACAUCCAGCCUCACUAUCAGUCUGCUGCCUUUAAGAAGCACAAGCUGGUCAAAGCCUCCAGAUGCCUCCAGGAGCAGAUCUGCUCUCAGCAUGAGAAACAUCUGGAGGUUUACUGUCGCACUGACCAGCAGUGUAUCUGCAUACUGUGUACCAUGGAUGACCAUAAAGGACACGAUACAGUACCAGCUGCAACAGAACGAGCUGAGAAACAGAAGAAGUUCGUGGAGACCAAGAGAGAAUUCCAGCAGAUAAUCCAGGAGAGACAGAAGGAAGUCGAGGAACUGAGGAAGGAUAUGGAGUCUCACAAGCGCUCUGCUCAGACAGCAGUGGAGAACACUGAGAAGAUCUUUACUGAACUGAUCUGCUCCAUUGAGCGAAGACGCUCUGAGAUAUCAGAGCUGAUCAGAGCUCAGGAGGAGGCUGCAGUGAGUCGAGCUGAAGGAGCCCUGAGGAGACUGGAGCAGGAGAUCUCUGAGCUGAGGAGGAGGAACACUGAGCUGGAGCAGCUUUCACUCACUGAGGACCACAUCCAUUUCCUCCAGAGUUUCCAGCCUUUCUCAGUUCCUCCUGGAUCUGCAGGAUUGACCUCCAUCAUAUUCAGUCCUAAUGACUCUUUUAAGGAGGUGUUAAACUCUGUGUCUCAGCUGAGAGAGAAAGUGGAGCAGCUCUGUGAAGAGGAGUUUAGAAAUAUCUCUAGUGGAGUAAUUGUUACAGGAGAAGACUCAGAGCUGUUAUCUUUGCAAAGGGAGGCUGCACAAAAGGUGGAGAAUGUGUUUGAGGACCAGCCGUAUCCAGAUCAUCCAGACAGAUUUGAGUACUAUGCUCAAGUUCUGAGUGUGGAGAGUCUGACUGGACGCUGUUACUGGGAGGUUCAGUGGAACGGAGAUGGAGCUGAUAUAUCAGUAUCAUACAGAGGAAUCAGGAGGAAAGGAGUCAGUGACGACUGCUGGCUUGGAUACAAUAAUCAGUCCUGGAGUCUGAUCUGCUCUGAUAGCAGAUUUUCUGUCAGACACAAUAAACAGGAAACUGAAUUACCUGGCUACGCCUCCCGCUCUAACAGAGUAGGAGUGUAUCUGGACUGGGGGUCCGGCACUCUGUCCUUCUAUACCAUCUCCCCUGAUACACAAACACUGACCCACCUACACACACUCACCACCACAUUCACUGAACCGCUCUACGCUGGAUUCUGGGUUUAUCCUGAUUCCUCAGUGCAUCUGUGUGAGAUAGAAUAAAUUCUAUACAGAGAAGCCUGCUGAGUUCUGGAGAAAAAUAGUUCUAGAACACACAAUCUCUCCUA